Molecule: messenger RNA, 2403 nt
Organism: Lachancea sp. 'fantastica'
Lineage: Eukaryota; Fungi; Ascomycota; Saccharomycetes; Saccharomycetales; Saccharomycetaceae
Source: the annotation of a GenBank genome assembly
AUGGUGGACUCAAAACUCGACAAGAAUGGAAACGGGUCGAGAAAACGGCGACGUCAAACAAUCGUUUGUGUGAACUGCAGGCGCCGCAAGACUAAAUGCGAUAAAGGGAAGCCUUGCGAGUCCUGCGUCAAGUUGGGCCUUCAAGAAACAUGUUCAUACAUUCCGGAUCUGGGUAGCCAACUACUGCAGCGUAAGAGCCUUGAUUUUUCCUUUGAGAUACCUCAUUUUGAAGCUUCCUACAUCAACCUGAUACCUGCAGGUUUGCUUGUUAAUCGAAAAAGAUCCGGAACGGGCUACGUGGCACCACUCACAGCAGCAGCAAGUAUACAGCGAGACGUCUAUUUGCGUGUGCUUCGCUCAGUGUGUGCGACCCCCAAGUUUGGCAGCAAGAAAUCACAUAAACGAAAGGAGAAACAUUCAACAGCAGCACAAACAACAACGACAACGGCAACGGCAACAGUAGGGGAUCAUAAAAAAGAACAAGACAAUCCAUCUUGCAGUCUAGAGGAACCAGAAUCUCCAAUGAAGGGCUUGCCCAACUCCCUUCGUCACAUCAAAAAAAUGGAGGAAGAAGCCGCUGAUUUAAGCGAUGACUUGGCUGCAAAACACUGGUAUACUUGCAAAAGGCUUUUCGAGAAGUUCGGGGCGUCCCGGAAAAAUCGCAUCAAAUCGUGGAAUGGCACAGAAACUCCGUUUGAAUUGAUUCCCGAGGCAACCGUAUUCUUUCAACACGUUUGGCCUUAUUACGUCGACCAUGUUUGGCAGCUAUGCCCCGUUUUCAAUCUUUCAACUUUAGAGACCAAGAUUCAUACUGCUUAUGCCAAAAGUCCACAGCAGAAGUACGGCAUAGAUGACUUUGCGUGCUACUGCACAAUCCUACUAAUUACACGUAUCGUCCAGGUCUCGAUAGAACUUUCAGGACGUGCUGAUGACUACCCGAUCAUCAAAAGCAUUGAAACGGAAUGCUAUAUCCCCAUAGUUCAUCAUUUUCUCUUACGAGGCGAAAGCAUCAGAAAGUGCUCAUUGUUCGGUCUACAAGCCAUGCUUUUGCUAAGAUUUUAUCAGUGGUGCGCACCUGACGAUGGGGAUGGCGAAUAUUUGCAGCAAAGCAGUAUGCUAAUGGGAAUGAUCGUGUCUGGAUCUUAUGGGAUAGGUUUGGGAUGGCAUUGCCUGACGCAAAUUGGGGACUUUGUCACAGACAGAAAUAUUCAGUGCGCUAUAGAUCCUACGCAAACCUUGGAGGAAGUGAAAGAGUAUCAACGCGUCUGGUGCGAAAUUUUGCAUUGGGAUCGCAAGAUAAGUCUGUUGACUGGCCUUCCUUGUCUUAUCGGAACGACAAUGAGAGUCAAUAAUAACGAACAUGACGGCUUGUCCUUGCCGGCGCUAAGCUACGACUUCUUGCUAGAAAAAAUUUCCAGAACAAUAAGCAGCUGUCCAACGAAAGUUGAUUUCGAUCUCAUUAUGAGAUUGUCAGGUCACUUGAAGCAGAUGAUGAGAAAUGACUCGAAGGAUAACGUUUUAAACCCGGUACACGCACACGAAAUGAACCUUGUUCUUCUUCUCCUUGAGCUUUCCUUGGAACAUGCUAGGGUCGUCAAUUGCGAAAUUGUUCAGCACUCUGAUGAAUACCGAGACUGUAUCCAAGCAUUGAUGGAGAAGAUUUUAGAAGUCACCAAUUUUUGUCAAUAUUUGCUCAAUCGCGAUGAAGUACUAGCGCCUGCGAGGUUUUACACGAAUAGAAUCGUCGAACUGGCUUUGAGAGGCGCAAUAUCAAUUUUACCUUCCAUUAUUUUACGCUCGGGAAGGUCAUCCGAAGCAAAGAUGAAAGCUACUCUUACAAAGUUUUACAAAGCUACACUUUCCGCAUACUUCAAUAGCCUAGGGACUGACUAUUACCAAGCUUUCAGACGAAUGUUCAAUGCUAAAAUUCUGUUUAAAACCCUUAAACACUUGAACGAAACAGAUCCAUUCCAGACAAUUUUGGAAUUUUACGCAGGAAGCUCGAAAGACAGCGAGGCUAUGGCCGCACCACAGCCUUCGGAAAUGCAAAAGUUUAGAGAUCGUUAUGAUCAGCGUGACGGGAAAGUUAAGCUCGGUGAGCUGUGGGAUAGCUGCCUCAAUAUGUCUGGAGGCUUGUUUUCGUUCGAGUUAGACAUAGAAAACUUAGUUCAGAGCUUGCCGUUUACCCAGGGACUGUCAGAGAACGAAUAUGAUCUAUUUGAUGCAUUUUUUAGUAAAGCGUCCUCACAAUUUCUCGAAACCGUAAAACUUUUACCAUCUGCCUGUGUUACGGACUCGCCUGAAAAUAUAUUUGAUAAUUUCGAUUAUACCUUACUGGAUUUCGGAACCGAAAGUCACUACGAUCCGCUCAUAUUUUUGGACUUCUUUAAGCCAGCCGCUUAA